Molecule: messenger RNA, 1695 nt
Organism: Cyclopterus lumpus (lumpfish)
Lineage: Eukaryota; Metazoa; Chordata; Actinopteri; Perciformes; Cyclopteridae
Product: cytochrome P450 2K1-like
Exons: 9
Coding region: 1-1674 (557 amino acids)
Biological process (GO): xenobiotic metabolic process
Cellular component (GO): intracellular membrane-bounded organelle; cytoplasm
Molecular function (GO): oxidoreductase activity, acting on paired donors, with incorporation or reduction of molecular oxygen, reduced flavin or flavoprotein as one donor, and incorporation of one atom of oxygen; iron ion binding; heme binding
Source: RefSeq, a predicted model, not a curated record
AUGGACAGAAACACUGAUCUGCUCAGCCCCACCCUAGGGAGGAGGAGCGUGGCGCAGGCCUUGUUAAAGGGGGCGGGGACUUCGCUGCAGAAACUUCAGUUUCUGACACUAGACAAAGUGUUUUUUCUUUUCUUAAAGGGCUGCGAUCCAGGUGACGAUAUGAUUACGUUGGUAGAUCUUUUCCAGUCCUCCACUUCAGUAUGCCUGUUGGUGGCCAUCGUGUGCCUUCUGGUCUUCCAUCGUUUUCACUCCAGCUUUAGCUCCCGACUCCAGAAGAGGGCACCUCCUGGACCUAAACCUCUUCCCCUGCUUGGCAACUUGCUUCAGGUGGAUCUCCACAGACUGGACAGCUGUCUUCUUCACCUGUCCAAAAUAUAUGGACCCGUGUUCACCGUCUACUUAGGACAGAAGAAGACGGUGGUCCUGGCAGGAUACAGGACGGUCAAACGGGCUCUAGUCAACCAUGCGGAGGAGUUUGGGGGCAGAGAGGUCACUCCCAUAUUCUAUGAUUGCAACAAAGGACACGGCAUACUAUUUUCCAAUGGUGACUCGUGGAAAGAAAUGAGGCGUUUUGCUCUAACUACACUCAGAGAUUUUGGAAUGGGCAACAAGGUUAGUGAAGGGAAAAUCAUAGAGGAAUGUCACUACCUGAUGGAAGAGUUUGAACAGCGUGAAGGUAAACCCUUCAACAACGCUCUGACAAUUCAUUAUGCAGCUUCAAAUGUUAUAUCAGCAAUCAUGUUUGGAAAGAGGUUUGAAUACAAAGACCCUGUCUUCCAAGCUAUGGUGGAAAGAGACAACGAGUCCAUCCGACUGAUUGGAACAGCCUCCAUCCUGAUAUACAACGUGUUUCCUUGGCUGGGCCCUCGUCUUAAAAACUGGAGGGUAUUGAUGAAAAAUGUGGAAGCCAACAAGGAGGAACUCAAGAGAAUAAUAGUGGACCUGAAGGAAACUCUGAACCCUGAGAUGUGCAGAUGCUUUGUUGAUGCAUUCCUGACUCGUAAACUAAAUCUGGAGGAGUCUGAAAUACAGGAUUCACACUAUCAUGAUGACAACCUGAUCUACAGUGUGACGAAUCUGUUUGCAGCUGGGACUGAUACAACAGGAAAUACACUUAAGUGGGGUUUACUGUUCAUGGCCAAGUACCCUCAUUUUCAAGACCAGGUCCAGGAGGAGCUGAGCAGGGUGGUAGGAAGCCGUGAGGUCAGAGUAGAAGACCGGAAGAACAUGCCGUACACCGACGCUGUAAUCCACGAGACACAGAGACUGGCCAACAUUGUCCCCAUGGCCAUUCCUCACAAAACCAGCCGAGACGUCACCUUCCAGGGCUUCUUCAUCGAAGAGGGGACUACUGUGUUUCCUCUUCUUACUUCUGUCCUGCACGAUGAGAGCGAAUGGGAGAGCCCGAACUCUUUUAAUCCCUCCCACUUCCUGGAUAGGGAGGGCACAUUUAUCAGGAGAGAUGCCUUCAUGCCCUUUUCUGCAGGUCGCAGGGCGUGUCUCGGAGAGAGUCUGGCCAGGAUGGAGCUGUUCCUCUUCUUCACCUCCCUCCUCCAGCGCUUUCGUUUCACUCCUCCACCUGGAGUUAAAGAGGAGGAGCUGGAUCUGACUCCAGCUGUGGGCUUCAUCCUCAGCCCUUCACCUCAUGAGCUGUGUGCUGUCAGUCGCCAAUGAGAGAGAGAGCUGAAGCACGGC